Messenger RNA from Gymnodraco acuticeps, 1557 nucleotides. RefSeq names its product phospholipase A2, minor isoenzyme-like. Bases 417 to 1040 code for a protein of 207 amino acids. The record is from RefSeq and is a predicted model, not a curated record. The transcript is spliced from 4 exons. Lineage: Eukaryota; Metazoa; Chordata; Actinopteri; Perciformes; Bathydraconidae. Gene Ontology annotation, biological process: lipid catabolic process; phospholipid metabolic process; arachidonate secretion. Gene Ontology annotation, molecular function: calcium ion binding; phospholipid binding.
ACAGACCAAAGUUACAAUGCAUAUGUAUGUCUGCUUGCUUAAAGACCUACUAUGGUUGCAGGAAAACAAUUCAAUAAAUGUAUUGUCAAUCGGUUAAUCUGCUUAUUGUUUCAGCUGUUCAUUUUAAUAGGUUUUAUACAGUGGCAUGAGAGGAGAAUACUAAAGUUAAUGACAACCUCCAAUCCUUACAUUCCUUUAUAUUGUGCUGUACCAGUCACAUCCUACCAAUGACUCAUCAUGUAGAGGCAAAAAUACCUUUUAUAAAAUACAGCCCUCACGAGAAGCUGUUGAUAUAUUUCAAGCCUUUAAAACAUAACUAAAACUACUAUUUCCAUAUCUACUGUUCAGCCCUGCACAUGGAUCCAUAAGCCCAUGCUGAGGAACUCUAGUAUAGGCAAAUCACCAAUAAACCAAACAUGGCUCAGGGUUCAAUAAGUGUGAGAAUUGUACAUGCUUUAACAUAUGCUGUUGGAAUCCUAGAGUCCAUGGCAGGGCCCCUGCGUAGAUUAGGGGAGGAGACCCUAUUUACUAUAUAUACGAAGAAGGCCCAAUGCAAGAGUAAGUGUUACUCUGUGACCUUCCCGCUGACUGACAUGAUGAAUAUCCUCCAGGUUCUGUUUCUCGUGGCGGCCGGCCUCUCUGUCGUCACCUCAAUGGACUACAAGGCCUUGAACCAGUUCAGGAGGAUGAUCCUGUGUGUGAUGCCCGAUAGCUCUCCAAUUUUCGACUACACUGACUACGGUUGCUACUGUGGAAAGGGAGGCUCCGGCACACCUGUGGAUGAUCUGGACAGGUGCUGUAAAGUGCAUGACAAGUGUUACAGGGAUGCUAGGCAACACUCUGAGUGCUGGCCCAUCUUUGACAAUCCCUACACCGAAUUAUACAGCUACAGCUGUGACAACAUGAAGGUCUCCUGCGGCAGCAACAACGACGAAUGUGAGAUGUUCAUCUGUGAGUGCGACAGGAAGGCCGCAGAGUGUUUUGGCAGAACCCCCUGGCUCCCGGAGAACGAGCACCUGCCUAGCGAUCGUUGUCAGUGACCACAAACAACUGGAAAAUCAGGAAUUCAUGCUUCAUCAUGAAAUAUCAAAAUGUCAGUUUUCACAGGUCACAGAUCAACUUGCUGAGGAGACUUGGCUGAUUAGAAAAUGAUGAAUAUAACAUUUAUGCAUUCACAGAUGCAUGUAUAUUGAUUUCUGUAUACAUUUGACUUUAGUUACUUAUAGACAUCCAUCAUUACCUCAAUAUACUGAAAUGCUGUUGUUUGUUUCUUAAAUGUGAAGUUAUCCUCUAAUAAACACAGUUUGAGCUGCAUCUCUUAUUUUAAAUGCUGUUUACUGAUGGCCACUUAUAAAAAGGGCUCUAAUCAAGAGUCACCCUCUGGGUCUGAAAAGUGAAACCAAAGGGAAAGUGCCCUAAACCUGUAUUCUCUCUCAAAGCCAGCAGGAGGCAACUUCUCUAGAUCAGUAGUCUGAUUUUAUAGAAGUCUAUGAGGAAAUUACCCUAAUUGGUAUGACCUCAGUAAGCUUGUUAACAAUCGCUUGUUGAAAGCCUCUU